AGAGAGUCCAUGUCCAUUUCUUCCCCUUGAAUCACAAAUCUUGUAUAUAAAUAUAAUUCUUCUGUCGGUAGAAGGCGUUGGAAUCCCUCGAAUCGAUCCAUUUCCUCUUCUUGCUUGCUGCUCGCGAUCCGAUUUGGGUGAGGAAGAUGAUCCAGCUUCUGUUUGCGGUGCUGACCGCCGAGGUAGCGGUGGCGUUGUCACUUCUCUUCAAGACGCCGCUCCGCAAGCUCGUCAUUCUUGCCCUUGACCGCCUCAAGCGCGGCCGCGGCCCGGUCAUGGUGAAGACCGUCUCUGGCACCGUCCUCGUCGUCCUCAGCUCCAGCCUCUACAGCAUGGUCAAGAUCCGCAGCCGAUCCGACGAGCUUGGACUCACCCCCACCGACCAGGUCCUCAUGAGCCGCCACCUCCUUGAAGCCUCCCUCAUGGGUUAUUCUCUUUUCCUUGCCCUAAUAAUUGAUCGUCUACACCAUUACGUUAGAGAACUUCGUGGGCUAAGAAAGAGCAUGGAGGCGGUCGUGAAACAAAACAGGUCGCUGGAAGAAGCAAAAGGUGGGGGUUUUGAUGAGAUGAAGGCACGGGAUGCAGAAAUUGCAAAUCUGAAUCAACAAGUAAAACGACUACAGUUAGAGACACAAGAGAGGACGGAGGAAGCCAAAGCUGCAGAACUGAAGGUAGAAGCUCUCAAGAAACAAUCAGAAGAUUUGCUUAUCGAGUAUGACCGUCUCUUGGAGGACAAUCAGAACCUCCAAAACCAAAUACAUUCUAUUGAGAAUCAUACUUGAUAGCCAGAAAGUUGCCUAAAACUGAAGAGUGUGGAAUUACUGAGGAGACAGUUGAAUUGCUAUCAUACAACAGUUUUACUACUGAUUGUGUUGGUCAAUUCAGGACUUUGUUUUGAUAAUUUCUCUUAAGAAAUAAUGUUGAUUAA
Messenger RNA from Zingiber officinale, 928 nucleotides. Its product is annotated as B-cell receptor-associated protein 31-like. Lineage: Eukaryota; Viridiplantae; Streptophyta; Magnoliopsida; Zingiberales; Zingiberaceae. The record is from RefSeq and is a predicted model, not a curated record. Bases 147 to 782 code for a protein of 211 amino acids. The transcript has 2 exons. Gene Ontology annotation, cellular component: endoplasmic reticulum; endoplasmic reticulum membrane. Gene Ontology annotation, biological process: intracellular protein transport; endoplasmic reticulum to Golgi vesicle-mediated transport.